Messenger RNA from Spea bombifrons (plains spadefoot toad), 670 nucleotides. Its product is annotated as interleukin-8-like. Gene Ontology annotation, biological process: chemokine-mediated signaling pathway; inflammatory response; cellular response to lipopolysaccharide. Gene Ontology annotation, cellular component: extracellular region. The record is from RefSeq and is a predicted model, not a curated record. Gene Ontology annotation, molecular function: CXCR chemokine receptor binding; chemokine activity. The transcript is spliced from 4 exons. Lineage: Eukaryota; Metazoa; Chordata; Amphibia; Anura; Pelobatidae. Bases 46 to 387 code for a protein of 113 amino acids.
GCCAACAAAUCUGACCUCGACUGCUGAAGCUGAGAAAGAUUUGAAAUGAGUGUGAAACAAAUUGCUCUUGUUUCUCUACUUGGCCUACUUGUGAUCCUACAGUCUGUAGGGGGAUUCUCUCUAGAACCAAAGCAAAAUGGGAAGUGCAAAUGUUUGAAAAAGACAGCAGACCUUAUACAUCCCAGGACAUAUGAAAAGAUUGAAAUCUUUCUUCCAAAUCGCAAAUGCCCAAAUGUGGAGUUUCUGAUUACAUUGAAAAAUGGUAGCACAGUGUGUGUUGAUACUGAAGCCUUGUGGGUGCAGCAGCUCAUAAAAGCUCUAAACCGAAAAAAACAAGAAUAUAGAAAAGUCGCAGUGACUGAAUCAAACCAAACAAGAUUCCAUUGACAUACCUAAACAAGUUCUGGAUCAUCAACUUUCAAUGAUACUGUGAAGCAUUUAUCUACCAAAAUGCAGCCUUUAGUUUACAUUAGACAUUUCCUAUGACACUGUAUGCUCGGUUAGUGCUCAAUAUCUGUUUCCAUUUUCAUGUAUGAGAACAUGGGUGGUGCAUGCUUAGUGUCUUCAGUGGUCACGGUCACUGGUGCCCUUAUGAUAGUGGUAAGAGGUGUAUGAAAGAGUCACAGAACAUCUUAUGAUGUUAUAGCUCUAAAGUAUAUUUUAAAAGGAA